Molecule: messenger RNA, 2394 nt
Organism: Coregonus sp. 'balchen'
Lineage: Eukaryota; Metazoa; Chordata; Actinopteri; Salmoniformes; Salmonidae
Source: the annotation of a GenBank genome assembly
AGUGGGCCAGCCAUGGCCUCAGUCUGCAGUGAGAGCAGAGGGAGACACACUGCACUUCAUAAGUCUCAGCUCUGAGCUGAAUGGCCUUUACGCCUGUGAGGCCUCCAACCCUUACGGACAAGCAACUGGCACUCAAUAUGUGCACAUCGCCUCCAGUGAGAACAGAGAGAGAAAAUAUAUUUAUAAAAAUAUGCGCGCACACACACAAUUCAUGAUGGUUUCUUUACUGGCUGCUUAUAAUUUCAUUGUUAUAUUAGGGACAAUUAUGCGAAAUGUGAUGUAGCAUGUAUACCAAAGUUGAGCAAGAUGCUCACUUAUAUUUCACUGCGUGUGUUAGUAUCAGACUUAUGGCCUCAUUCCUUUUUACAGGAAGGUUUCAAAACUAAGAUUGUCAUGAUUAGGGCUGUUAUGGUGACCGUAUUACCGCCACAACAGCGGUCAAAUUCCACGUGACCAUUUAGUCACGGUAAUUAGGCUUCUCCAAGCUCUGAUGCUGCUGAUGGUCAUUAGUAGCCUACCAAACUUGCUAACUGCCUGUACUCAGCACUCUAUUGUCCCUCUAAUCACUCUGAUACCAAUGCAAAUGUAAUCGAAAAUCUAAUCAAACACUUCAUGAGAGCCCAUGAGCUCAUGUUGCGCAACAUUUCUAUAGGCUAUGCAAUUGCGUGAGAACAGAGUGAUGGUCUAUUAAAAAGAGGAGGAUCCCAUCAGCUAUCUAUAGGCUUACUAUAUUUAUUUCUCAACUUUCCUAAUAUUAAGCACAUUGCUUCUCUUUACAACAGGAGUAUAGCCUACCUGGCUGGCAUGAAAAUGAACCAUGGGAAAAGCGUCCCCCAUUUGCAUUCUGCAAUUUUUCCCCCUGCCCCUGUUUCAAGACCGAUGCAUGAUAAUGUUGCAUUCUAAAUCAAAACAAAUUUCACACAUUAUUUAGUAUAUGUAAAGACGAGAUUAAAUCAAGAAUUGUCUGAUGGGUGACAAUAUUAGCCCAUCACUUGUGAAUGAUAUAUUUACAUUGACAUUUUAGUCAUUUAGCAGACGCUCUUAUCCAGAGCGACUUAGUUAGUGAGUGCAUACAUUUUUCAUACUGGCCCCCCGUGGGAAACGAACCCACAACCCUGGUGUUGCAAGCGCCAUGCUCUACCAACUGAGCUACAGGGGACUUAUAUUAUCACUUGUGAGUGAUGCCCAGCUUGUGUGCCUUUUUUUUGUUGCUUUUUCAAAUCAUAGUCGCACACCUCAUGUAGCCUAGCCCAUAUGCCUAUAUGUUCUGGCCAAAUAACUACUUAACAUUAACAUUAAGCACAUUAAUCCACUUUACAACGGGUGUAGAGCCUAACUGGCAUAAAGAAUUUCACCAUAAAAAUGCACCUUUAUAAUAAAAGCAUUCAUGCAUAAUCGCAUUUGUGGUCACUUUUGAGAAUGGUGUUUUCCCGCUGAUGGAACAUUCGUGCUUAUAGCCUACUGUCAUGUGCGCAUUGCUGCGCUUAUAAUGUGAAGAAAUAGCCUAAUAGUUUAUAAACAUUUUAAGCUAAAUGUUCUGAUCUGUUGUGUCAGCCUCAUUGCUUAAAAAAGUUUUUUUGAUGCUAGUGGUUAUAUUAAUUUGGGAUCUAUCCCAUCCCACAACUGUCCUAGACUAUGUUUGGAAUAUUUAUUUCUCGCACAGAUUAGAAUAGGUCAACUUUUGUACUAUGGGGGAUAAUAGAUUGGAUAAGGACGCGCGUGGUUGCGUCCCCGAUGCGUCUGUCUUUGUGUCCCCGAUGCGUCCCCGAUGUGUCUGUCUUUAGAACAUGUUGAUGUUCUAAAGGUCUGCAUCAGUGGCUUGUAGGCUAUGCCUGAAAGCCAGGAGAUGCUAAUAGUGUUCAUGCUAAUUAACGUCAAUCACCAUGAGGUCGGCAGUUAUUUGCUUGACAAUCACCGGCUGAAGAAAUGUCAUGACCGCCACAGCCCUAGUCAUGAUACACACUUUUCACUUACUGCAUAUGUACACAUAUUAUAACCUCCUAGCAUUAUCUCUUUGCUUUCUACAGGAAAGUGUUUGCAUUAGAGCUACGAUGAUUGCUAGGGCAUGUAUUGUAGUUGUAAAUGCAGCCUGUUUCUUAUAUUAACUAUAUCCCACCCCCUCACAGAUACCUCUGCUGCCUGUUGGGUUCUACUUGUUGUCAUUAUGUUUCUGACUGUUGCUGCUGCUGGACUCCUAUGGUAUCGGUGCAAAUACGGAAAAUGUAUUUGGUAACGUCAGCUUCUGAAACUCAAGUAUUGAAUUUUGCGUAGUGAAAAAUUUAUUUGUAUUGAAUGAUCAUACAUUGAUUUUGCUUUCAAAUCCAUGUUUUCUUUUUCUGGACUAUAUCCCAGGAGUUCAGUCAUGGGUGAUCACCAGUUCGAGGCACCAUCACA